Molecule: messenger RNA, 1337 nt
Organism: Colias croceus (clouded yellow)
Lineage: Eukaryota; Metazoa; Arthropoda; Insecta; Lepidoptera; Pieridae
Product: rhythmically expressed gene 2 protein-like
Exons: 2
Coding region: 319-1050 (243 amino acids)
Source: RefSeq, a predicted model, not a curated record
ACAUGUAGGUGAUGUUUAUUUCUUGAUUUAGUUUAUUUUGACCCUCUAUGUUUUGACCUCAAAUUGCCAUUUGCCUCAAGGCUCAAAAUAAAAUAAUCUAAAGCAAUCUAAAGUAAAGCAUCAGCAUGAAAAUAAUAACGUAGGAAUUAGGAUAUUAGAUACAAAAAAUAAAAUAAUAACAUGUAUUAUGUCGACGUAAUACUUAUGUACUUAAAAAAAUAUAUUAUUAAGGCAUAAUAAACACAAUAGAGAUGUUAUGAUGGACUUGCAAUAUUUAUGAUGAUCCAACUGAAUAAGUCAAUAUAAUACCUAUAGAACAUGUUUCCAAACAAGAUUAAAUUGGUAACUUUUGAUGCUACAAACACAUUAUUAAAAUUUUGCACAUCGCCUUGGGAUUACUAUUCGAAAGUAGCCAGUGAACAGGGUUAUAAAGUAACCGAAGAUGUAUUAAAGGAUCAGUUCUUCAAAAGCUAUAGAGUCUUGUCAGAGGAUUAUCCUAAUUUUGGGCGGGGAACAAUACACUGGGAUAAUUGGUGGCGAAAGAUAGUACAUGCUACAUUUAAUGACCAAAUAAAAGAUACAGCUGCCAUAAAUAGAAUAGCAACCACACUUAUCGAAGAUUACAAGACUCCAAGAUGUUGGUGCCAUGCAAAUGGAUCAUUGAAGCUUUUAAAAUACCUAAAAGAGAAUGGUGUGACCUUGGGUGUUAUUUCUAAUUUUGAUCCCCGCCUUCAUGAAAUAUUGAGCAAAAUGUCUCUGCAUUCCUAUUUCAAGUUUGUUUUAACGUCAUAUGAAGUUGGUUAUAGUAAACCAGACAGAAGGAUUUUCGAUUCAGCCUUAAAACUUAGCUCUGAACCAGUAUUGCCAAAUGAAUGUUUGCAUAUUGGGGAUAAUUUCAAAAAGGAUUAUGAAGGAGCCAAAGGGGCAGGCUGGCAUGGAAUUCUUGUAACAGAUAAUAAAAGUUCUUUAGACCAAUUAAAUCCAAAGCAUCAUUGUCACAACCUGACUGAAUUGAAUGAGAGAUUUCAGUCGGAAAACAUAUUUAUUUAAGUAUAGUUUGAAAUGUGGAUGCUAGAACGGCAUACAAACAAACUAAUAAUGAUUGUUUGAGAUUUCUAUAUAGGUAGUUAAACUUCUUAGUGCUAGACGUAGACAAAUUAUUCCUAUAUUUGAUUUACCUACUUUACCAUAAUGUUAAGUUUUUUAGUUAGUAAGUUAUAUAAUGUGCUCAUAAUCUUUAUCAAAAUCUAUUAUUAAAAUGUAAUAUAUAUCUUUGAAUCAUAUCAUAAUCAUAUUUUAUUGUUUCUAUGUUUAAUAAAAUAAUAAACUACUUUAAA